Messenger RNA from Aspergillus udagawae, 279 nucleotides. RefSeq lists its product as uncharacterized. Bases 1 to 279 code for a protein of 92 amino acids. The transcript has 2 exons. Lineage: Eukaryota; Fungi; Ascomycota; Eurotiomycetes; Eurotiales; Aspergillaceae. The record is from RefSeq and is a predicted model, not a curated record.
AUGAAGAGCCCUAAUGAGAUUAGAACCUAUGAUUACAGCCGGCCUCCUCGCGCGGUAAUCUUCGGUCGCGGCUAUGAGCCUCAGCAGGUUGAAGAGCUUAAAAAGAAAUUCGCGGGUGUUGCUAAAGAACCUGUUGCUUGGGUGAGGGGGAACCCAGCGGAUUUGCCUGCUGGGGCCGCUGGGCCUGACUAUGCUCAGAAUAUCGCAGCGGAUAUGAAGAAGGUGCUUAAUAAAUGGAGGGACGUGGAAGGAAAAGAUGAGGAGAUUUUGGUGUACUAG